Molecule: messenger RNA, 1234 nt
Organism: Stereum hirsutum FP-91666 SS1
Lineage: Eukaryota; Fungi; Basidiomycota; Agaricomycetes; Russulales; Stereaceae
Product: oxidoreductase
Exons: 5
Coding region: 52-1008 (318 amino acids)
Biological process (GO): sphingolipid biosynthetic process
Cellular component (GO): endoplasmic reticulum membrane
Molecular function (GO): 3-dehydrosphinganine reductase activity
Source: RefSeq, a predicted model, not a curated record
CUCUCCUUCCCCACCCAUACCCCCUCGACCAUCUUGAACUAACAGGCCAGUAUGGCAAUGUUUUGGAAUUCAAAACAAUGGGAUCCGAAAGGAAAGCAUGUGUACAUCACUGGGGGGAGCUCAGGCUUGGGUCUUGCUCUCUCAAAAAUUGUGGCCUCUAAAGGCGCACAUGUCUCCAUUGUUGCUCGGAAUGAAAAGAACCUAGCUUCUGCUCUGACCGAGAUUGAGGGUUGCCGCGUCUCUCCAGACCAGAUCUUUCAAUCUUUCUCCCACUCCCUCCUUGACCCCAGCGAAGCCAGCACCGCACUUGAAGACGUCGUCGCCAAACACUCCGGCCUCGCCCCCGACGCUGUCUUCCUCUGCGCCGGCACUUCUAACCCGCGCUACUUCCUUGAAUACACCCCUUCCGAUCUUUCCUCUGGGAUGGACCAAUCCUACUGGGUCCAAACCUACACCGCGCAUGCCGUGACAAAACUCAUGGUUUCCCAAAACCGCACCGGGCACAUCACCUUCGUCUCCUCUACACUCGGACUCAUGACUAUCCCCGGAUACUCGUCGUACGCACCGGGUAAACAUGCGUUGAGGGGCCUGGCGGAUAUGUUGAGGCAGGAGUUUUUGUUGUACGGGAUAGAUGUCCAUAUUUUCUUCCCGCCGACAAUGUUUACGAAGGGAUAUGAGGAGGAGAAUAAGUUGAAGCCGAAGUUGACGUUGAAGAUUGAGGAAGGAGACGAUGGGUUGACGGCGGAGCAAGCAGCGGAUAUUUUGUUCAAGGGUGUACAGAAGGGCAAUUUCCAGAUCACUGGAAACUUCAUCACCGACCUCUUCCGGGCAUCGUCCCGCCAGGCCGCACCGCGAAACAACUGGAUCCUCGACGGUCUCUACGACUUUGUCGCCUACAUCGCCGUCCCCAUCUGGGCCUCGGGUAUGGAGAAGCAAGUACGUGCGCACCGAGAUGAGCAUCUCAAGCAUCUCGAGGAUGGUGGGUUCGUACAGUUCCAGAAGAGUUGAGGAUGUCGCGCGCUGUCGUCUUCUUCGUCUUCCCUUGCGUGGUCGGUAAGGAUGCUGAGGUGUGGAAAGUUGAUCAAUAUACCCUAUUUUCUCGUUGUGUGAAUCCUCACCUAUAUUCUGGACUGUUAUGAGCUGUUCUCCGAGAUGCGAGUGCUGAGCUCGAUUAUUUGUGAUGCCUUCCUACCAUGCUCUCGUCAUUGGAAUCGGAACGACCGGUCUUAAAGCC